AUGAGGGGGCCUGGUUUUCAGGUGAGUUUUCCAGGGGUCAUUCUGUCUGCCAUUUUACCCACAAAACAAUGAGUGCAAAAGGAGGUAUUCAUCAGACUGCAAUCUACUGUUAUAUCCACCACAUAUGUUCAUAGAGCUUAGGGUUUAAAUCAUGGACCGGUCACAAAUUACCUGCAAUUUGAGCAGAGCCCCUAGGAUCACAAAUCAAUCAUACUCGGUUCAUGCCAAAAUCCACAUUUAAUGAAUCUGAACCAGUUGAUUGUAAACCAAGUGAAUGGAGCUUUGAUUGUAAUAGAAAUCUAAGAGGGAUAUGUCUUUGUUCUUUCUUUCUGUGUACAGGAAGCGUUGUCGGUGGUGAGUGAGGACCAGUCGCUGUUCGAGUGCACCUACGGAACGCCCCACCACGCCAAGGCGGAGAUGGCGGCGGCGGCGGCCAGCGAAUACGGCCAGACGGCCAAAAUGAGCCCCAGGGUGCACCAGCAGGACUGGCUGUCCCAGCCGCCGACCCACGUCACCAUCAAGAUGGAGUGCAACAGUGGACAGGUCAAUGGCAACAGGUACAGCAGUCCACCUUUAGCUUCACCUUUACAUAUGUCUGGCCCGUAUCGUGUGUUCUCUGGAGAGUGCUAGCAUAAGAAGGGGUGAAGUGACAUAGAACCACCUCCUAGCUGCAGCCGGGCUGCCUGUGGCCCUAAUUUCCUGUCUAUUGUCUGCAUUUCUAUGGAUGUACUUUAAACAGGUGGGUCGAUGCGGCCUGAAAUCGAAACUCGCAAUGUAAAUAUUUUGAAUUACGGGGGCAGAAAAUUCAAUGCGAUGGUAUAGAGUCAGUUAAUGGGACGUCUGUUGUUUACGCCCAUCAAUAGUAAAGAGUCUUGCCUGGCUUACACAGUGACAGCCAGCAGCCAAGCUAUUUGCCAAACAGACGAGGAACUUGACUGAGGUUUUCAGUGGGUGAAGAAAAACUGGCAAAGCUGCCUGAGACCCAAUCCAAGACAGAGUUGCUGCUGUUGGAAUCCCAAACUCAAAACAGCUGUACCACAAAAAAUAUGUAGAAGGACCGCCACUGCAUUCAUAUUUAUAACACGUCUCACACAUUCAAGAACCCCCUCUCCAUCCAUCUAGGCCCCCUCCAAUCUCCACACAGCCAUCUCCAUCUCCACAGACACCCAGGCAGAGGGCCUUAUUUAUCUGGCGGUGAGACAUGGGAAAGAUUGUUCCAAUUAGUGACGAGUCAGGGAGCAGAGGAAGAUUUACAGCGGAGAUCAACACAGACAGCACUGCUGCUCCUGCACACACCACUAUCCUCCCCUCCAUUCACUAGGCUACUAGAGGGAAGCCUACUGUACUGCCAAAUAAAUGUAUGUGUAUUUGGAGGGGGGAAGACAGGUAGGUGUGUGUGUGUGUGUGUGUGCGCACACCCGUAUGUCUGUGUGUAUGCGUGCAUCUGGGGACCCAAAGCUCAACCCGGAGUGUUCCAAAGCUCUCCGACAUCCCAGGAGUUUGGUCCAAUUUCCAGAGUGGAUAAUCUUAAAGAUCGUGUUACAUGUCACGGGAAUGGGGUUUUUCAGCCUGAGUUAUGGCUGAAGCUUUAGAAAUGGGAGGGAGCGUAAUGGUACAGCUGGGUGACAGAUAGCCUCAGCGAUGGAAAUUAUUGCGGGGAAUGUUGACAUGGGGGCUAACAGGGGUCCUGAGGCUACCCUCAUUAUCUGGAUUUAAUGGGUUUGUGGACCACCCCUCCCAUGCCCCCCUCCAUCAUCCCCCACCCAGUACCCUCAGUGAGCAGCAGCAAGGUUUAUGGGAAGUGAAGUGGGCCCGGGAGCCCAACCUCUUGGCAGAUUAAUUAGCUGAUCCAAACCUGGAGAACAAUGAACAAGUUAGCUUCAAGACAAGGUCGACGGGUCGCCUGCACUCCUCUACACUAGGAUUCCCUUGGAUUGUUUGUUCUUUCUGUCUCCCUCGCUCUGUCUCUCAUUCUUAUCUCUAUCUCUGUCUCUAGUCUCUGUCUCUCUUUCUCUCUCUUUCUCUCUACAGUGAUAGAGGGUUGAAUGUGUUUUAGCAUGUGUCUGGGCCCAGUGGACAGCAGUUUACAGUCGCUUGGCCUCCGUAAGCCUCUGAUGGUGACUCAUACUGGGUGGGAGACAGUAGAGUAAUUGCACUGAUGUCCAAUGGGCUCGGAUACACACACACACACACACACACACAUACACACACAUACACUAAUCAGGGCUGAACUGCAGCGCACUUCGCUGCGUCACAUACAAAUGCAUAUGUCUACACACAGACACUGAGACUUCCAAAGUAGACUCAGAUACACAGUAACACUAGUUUUCCAUUGAUCCCAUUGCAUUACUCUUUAAUCAGACAUUCUAACACAACAUAGUUCAUUUGUGUUGGCUAAUUAGCUCAAAUUUGCCACAGACGCCGCCCUUUGAAUACGAUCUCAAUCCAUUUCACAAUAAUAGAUAACAUCCCCAGGUCUUGUGAUAUUUUUCAAACAGCACAUGUGGUGACAUGGCUGCUCUCCACAGUCAAAUGAUACUUUCACAAUUCAAUCUUGGAAGGCUGCAGUAGUAUGAUCUUCUGCCCAAACUGUUAACUCAAUCAAGUGUAAAUUGAUAACAUAAAGGCGAUCUCGUUGUCUCCCUCUCCAGUUGGAAAAGAUGCUUGGUUUUUCUUCUGAAAAAGAAAAGGAGAGCUGCACACUCUAGGAGCUCAGAUGCAAUAAUUUAAUAACCUAAUAACCAACGUUUUGACAGAAAAAAGCAUACAUUUUGAAUUAGCAAAGAUGUAUUCUGUUGCUUAUUUUCUCUCUCUCUCUCUGCAUUGAUUGAUAUAUGAUAAGAACUGUAGAAGUAUGGGCAUUGUGCAUUACAUUUUGGGAAUGCACGUGAAGUAUGAUUUUUGCAUGAGCAAAUGUUCUAUAAAACUAAUUGGUUUAGGCUUGUUUUGAUCCUUAAAACAGGGUUGUGAUAGAAUAUGUUUUUCGGGGGUACGUUUUAUAGUAAAUAAGACCAUCUGAAUUCCCCCCAACUUCCUGUUCAUAUUUCAAGUUUUAUAUUGGCCUAGUUUAGUAUCAGACGCUCAAACUGGCAGAAUGUUUUUUGAAUCAGACGAAUUCCGAGGGACUUUUCAGUCGAAGUCACACUUUGGCCAUCUCUCACCCCUUGCUCAACUCGUAGAUCCAGAUACCAUAUCCUUAUGGCUUACUGAUUCCCUAAUGAUGAGAGUUCCAUCUUCUGGGAAGAGGAAGGCAAUCACUCAGGUUGUGCUAUUGUCUUCCACGGGAAAUAUUAGUGAAACUUUCACUUGAUUUUUUAUGUUGACCCUCUGAGCCCCAUUGAAUGGGGUCUCUAGUUUCUGCAGUCUAGUUGCUAACAUUUAUGGACACGUAAGUGAGACCCCCUUUGGGAGGCCGAAUUUCUGCCAAGUGAGAAACAAGGGUCCAUUUUGCAGCAAUGUGGUAAUUUCAGUUGAAAGGCUCAUGUUAACAUUACAAUCUGGAAACUGGAUCAUUCCAGUUAUAAGAAUAAUCCUGUAGGAAAAAUAAAUGGCCACCAACAUUUUGGGACUAACAGCACUAUAGGCAAUUAUUUCACAGAAGAAGUAUAAAACGUCUCUUGAUGAAAGUGCCAUAGAAUAGUUACUGUAAUCUUUGGGACUAACAUUAUUGAAAUACUACUGGAUUAAAACAUCCCUCCAACACCAGAUCUAAGAAUAAAUCACUUUUAUGUGUUUUUACUUUGAAACAGCUAUUCCCAAAUCACAUGCAUCUGGGGCCUGUACCCAUGGCAAGGACAGACUCUCCAUCAAGGCUGGGUCAGGAGAGGCCAACAGUUGGUUGACACAUGACUUUGAUUCCAAUAAAUGGUUCCAAAAUGGUUAAUAUCUUGGCCACAGCAGGUUGAUAUGAAUUUAUAUGACAUUCCAUGGGUAAUCCGUCCCAUCUGGUGGCCGCACUCCGGGGGAAUCAGAAGCUAUGAUAAUGGCAGAAGAGUCAUUUGGAAUGGGGUCAUUUAUGGGGCCCAGGGCCCCUGGCAGUCCUCCCUCCCCACCACUUUAUUUUAGUGGAGAUCUGUCUUUUUAUGUGGCUUCAGGAGAGCUGCGGGGCACAGGUUACAGCCAUAGCUGGGAUAUUCGAAAGAAUAAUGGAUUGGAAUGGUAGAGACGAAAAAUCUGAGACUACUUUGUUUCGCAGUCUGUGGUGGGAGGAGAGUUGAAAUCACAAUUACACGGUCUCCUCUGUUUUGGCAUCAAGGCACACGCUAGCAACAUGAAUGCAUGUGAUAAAUACAUGAACAACAGAUAGAUAAUCAUCAACAAACAUUUUACUAAUGGUUAACAAACAAAUUAGUAAUGGUUUAUAAACAGUCGUUAAACAGAUGUUCCAGUGUAGUGUUACCAGUUAGGUAAACCAUUAGUCUUGAUGAGCAUUGCAGGUGUGGUUGACUCCACCCCUCUGGGAUUGACUCCGCCCAUAUGUGGAUGACCCCGCCUCUCUGUGACUGACCCUACCCCUCCCCUCUGUGUUUUGUCCUGACAGGAACUCUCCUGACGAAUGCAGCGUGGGGAAGAACGGGAAGCUGUCCAGUGGAGGAGAGGGCACCACCCCUGUCACCUACAGCAGCUACCUGGAGGACAAGCACAUCACUCCCCCCAACAUGACCACCAAUGAGCGCCGCGUCAUUGUUCCCGCAGGUAACAGAACACCUUAACACACCAAAUGACACCACAGUGAUCUGAACACCAGAACACUUUUCUUUAGACAGCUGAAGCUCUUAGUUAGAUAUUCUCAAUUACCUUGGGUCGACUCACCUGUCUGCAAUUGAGAUUAUAAUAAAAAUGGAUAUCUCAUCUGAUGUGAACUAGCUCACUAGCUCAUGUGUCCUAUGUACACAUGUAAACAUAGCUAAAGAGGACCUGCUUUGGAAUGAGAAGCAGGGCGUUGCCCUCUGUGGUUAAAGGAGCCUUCAAUACCAGUCCCAAUCAGUCAGUUGCAGUAUGUGGGUCACUCACUGCUUUCGAUUAGGGGACCUCAUGUCUCUCACAUACAUUCAUCUGUCACAAGGAGAGACUUCCUGGGAUCUGCAGCAAAGAAACCCCAGCGUUUUGUUGCCGAGUGUGCUUUUCCUUGUCUAGACGGUUUCCUAUGGUGCCGGUCCAACGGGGUGGAGUAAGGAGCAGGGUGGCGUAAGGAGUAGGGUGAAGGGGGGAUGUGAGUCCCUGCCAAAUGGGAGAAAAGUAUUCUUAUCAGUUCCCCAUUCAAAGACACACACCUAGAAUAGAGCACUGAAUCCUGACUGGAUAAUCCAUGAGGCUGUGCUGUGUCUUUGGGGGAAAAUAGGCUGUAGAAUAGCCUAAAUAAAGCACCUUUGAAAUUAGAUGCUAACUUUGUGGAUAUUACAGAAUUGACACUGUUUUUUCUUUGAUAUAAAGUCAUAGAUCGGCAUUGCAUAGUCACUUCUUGAUGCAUAAAAAUAAAUUGUGGUCAUGGCCCAUAGGGGUGUUCAUAGGGGUUUUGAUGACUACACUUUUUGUGAACUACAUGAAGCUCAAACCAAAGGUCACACAAGAUCAUGCGCCAUCCUAUGUUAGCCUUGGUCACAGUAAUGUCUCCAAUGGAAAAUAACCAUAGAGAAACUUUGUUUAGAGUAAUUUCCCCACAGACAGACCUGUCCAUUGACGGCACGGAGCACUGUACUCACUAUCUGGAGGUUGUGCAACACAGUUUUUCUGGCAUAGUGCAACUUCCUCUCCAACUGAAGCUGACAAGGACAAUGACGCGACAUGUUAAGAACAUCCUGUUUUUGCUGUUCAUUUAGAGGAGGACAAUAGCCACACUGCUCCACGGAAUGUAAUGGGAGGUCGAUAUUCAACUGGCUUCUCUGCUCUACGUAUAGGAAACGCAUUCCUGAUAUUUUGGUAUAGGGACUUGGGGAGGGCAUUUCAACUUCAAAUACAUGUGGAUCUGUUCCUAUAUGAUGCACAAUGCACCACUUAGUGCAUUUUAAGAAGCCCUACAGCCCCACCCAACAUCUCUGCCAUAAAGGAUAAUAUAUUGUUGGAGGAAUACAGAAAAGUUAUGCUAAAGUGUAUUGUAAUAAAGCCUAUCAUAUAAUAUGUAGUAUUUGAUUCCACCCCUCUAUAGUUUCUGUCCCAUUUGAAUUCCAUCUGCAUUACAGUGCAUUCACUGCUUAAUGCCACAUCCACUAUAUUGUUUGGAUGGUUAAGUCCUCCAAUAUUGCACUGAGACAGACCUGAGGGCUGAGGAGAGCGAGUGCCAGCCAGCCUCCCCUUCGCCCCAACUGAUCCUCGCCUCAUGUCUCUGUAGUGAGGGAUGAGUUACCGUUGCCCCUCGCUCUUUGAGCCUGUGUAAGAACUCUGGCUUCCCGCCACCCCCCCAAAAUCUUGAGAUGCUCGUUCUCGCCCCCGCACAGAGAGCUAGGGUUACAGGCUGUGUCCCAAAUGGCACCCUAUCCCCAAUACAAUGCACUACUUUUGACCAGGGCCCAUAAGGCUCUGCUCAUAAGUAGUGCACUAUGUAGGGAAUAGGGUGCCAUUUGGGACACAGAUACAGAGUUACAGGUGUUGUUAAAUAUUGCUGGAACGGAGGACCAGACUAUGGUGUGGUUUGUUUCUGUACCUGUCAGCAGUUUUUGGAUCCUGUUAUGUUUGUUAGGUGUGUGUGUGUUUGGUACCAGUGGUCUUAUCUCUGGGAAAGAGAAUGCCGUUCUAAACACACUACUCAUGUAAUUGGACUGUAUUUGCACAAAUUAAAAUGUAUUUAGAAAAUGUUGGUUGUUAAAACCAAUUUCAUUGCAAAUGUACACUCAAAACUAUUGUCAUAUAAAGAAUGAGAGUAAGUAUGAACUUAAGAAAAUAAGUAAUUAUGAAGGCGAGAGUUUACUAUGAGAGUUUCCAUUCUCCUUUCUCUGUGAGUGGGAUAAGUUGCUCCUGUUCCAUGUUGCUACCCGCUGCAUCUUACCCCUUCCAUGGUGUUAACACAUCCCCCCUCCUAUGUUGUGUCCAUGGCCUGGCAGAUCCCACACUCUGGUCCACGGAGCAUGUGCGCCAGUGGCUGGAGUGGGCGGUGAAGGAGUAUGGCCUGCUGGACGUGGACGUGGCUCUCUUCCACAACAUGGACGGCAAGGACCUGUGCAAGAUGAGCAAGGAGGACUUCCAGAGGCUCACGCUCAGCUACAACGCAGACAUCCUGCUCUCCCACCUGCACUACCUCAGAGAGAGUGAGUGUAGUAUCUUCCUUCUCCUCCUCAUCAUCCCUCUCUCCUCUCCUCCCUCUCCGUGCUCCUGCCUUCUGCCCCUCUUUCCCAGCUGACCAACACAAUGCAAUGGCAGGCAGUAAAGAGAAAUGCUACAAAGGGCUACUACUGAAGGGCUGCUGGUCCAUUCUUUACCUCUAUACCAGAGGUAAGGUAGGAAACUUGUCCUGGGGGGUUAUAAGGUAAGCAGGCCUAAGGUGCUUUAAAUAUUGGUCUGAAACCAAAGCCUGUACACACCGUGGCUCUCUAGGACCAGACUUGCCUAGAUUAUUAAGGACAAAGAGGAGUGUAUGAUUUACAUUUACGUCAUUUAGCAGACGCUCUUAUCCAGAGCAACUUACAGUUAGUGAGUGCAUACAUUUUCAUACUGGCCCCCCAUGGGAAACAAACCCACAACCCUGGCGUUGCAAACGCCAUGCUCUACCAACUGAGCUACAGGGGACUAGAUACACUUAUUCCCUUAACAAGGUGUAGUUCUCAUAGCUUGUUAAAGUUAGGGCAAAGGGCAGAUCCUGCAGCCUUCCAGUAGCGAGCCUCAGUAGUCCUGUCUGUGUAUAGUGUGUAUCAAACUGAGCUCUCACUGACAUACUCCAGAGGGCCUCAGCUACUUUGCUUGACUGCAGAUUAGAAUGAAACCUGGUAAAGGAGUCCCUGUUGUUGCUGCUUCUGCUGCUUUGGCUGAAUGACUCACUGCUCCAAGGCCUGCUUUCCUGUCCACUGCACCUCACCUCCUCUCUACACACACACAUGCAUUUGUGCAUGUCGUACACACACACACACACACACACACACACACACACACACACACACACACACACACACACACACACACACACUCACACACACUGUUUUGAAGUUGUUAGCAGUAGAUGUGACAGUAGUAGUAGUUGUGUAGUAGUAGUAGGGAGUAAUGGUGGCAGUAGUGUAACAAUAAUAAAAUCAUUAACAUGUUUUUGAAGAGGAAUAGACACACUACAUCAAUAAAGUCAUAAUUGACACCCAUCUUAAGAGACUUAUCUGUUUAUAGUCAUUGGAGAAGGUUUGUCAGACUCUUGAGAUUAUGUGUAUCUUUGAUAGUCUGUCUCUCUCUGCUCUCCAAGAAUAGGGUAGUCCAAGUUCCAUUUGAUUGUGCAGAGAACUUUCCAAUGAACCAUUACUCUUCUCAUGAUGACUGCUAAUAGUUUUGUUUGUUUGAAAUCAGUGUCGGUUUUGGUAGAGUUACCCACAGAUGUACAGAGGAGGUGAGUGAUGGGAGAAAGAGGGGAACAAAACAGAAAGAUAGCCAGACACACAGACCGACAGACAGAGAAAUUAGAAAGCCCGAUAGCUGGAGGAGUCCAGAGUUUAGAGUGGUGUACCACCACCUUCUGAACUGGGCUGUUGAUCAUUUUUGUGUUAUUCCACAAUCCUGUGCUUGAAGCUCUCUUGAAACACAUGUCUCACGAAAAUCUUUUGAAUUACCUUUUCUUAUACAUACCUUUUAGUGUAAUCAACAGUUCCCACACCCUCAUUUAAAUACUGUGGGCAGUUUGAAAUUGAUAACAGAGAAUUGCCAAUAGGCCUACUUAUCUGUCUCCAAAUACUUAUUUUUGUUUGGCCUUAGAUUAAAAAUGGUCUGAAGGGAGUGGGUAGGCACACCUACACUAUUCACAGACCCUGACGGUGGCUGGCUUUGUAUUUGAGGUCUGCUCGACUGGAAAAGACACUAGUGAUGGGGGGGAAAGGAAGAAUGCCCUCUCCUCCUUUUGUUCUUGGCAAUGGUUGCUGCUCCUCUUUCCCCCUCGUGUGUACACACGCUUGCCGAAUUUACUCUGGAGGAGGGAAAAUUGGGAAAAGCGAUGGAUUCUCACAGACGAAUGUGGGCACGAGUGAUUAACUGUUUAUUUGGGUUGGCCCUCCCUGCCAUUGUCUCCCCUCUUGCUAUGGCGAUGUGUUCCACACUUACAAGCUGUCUCUCUUUCUCGCUCUCUCUCUCCCACUCCAUUUCCCCUCUCCUCACCCUCUAUCUCCCUGUAUUGCUCCUUGCCUGUUGAAUGUUGCCUCUAUGGCAGUUCUAAGAGCAGGCCUUACCUUAGUGCAUCGCUAAAGGUCUGUAUUUAUCAUGGCUGGCCCCCCCAACGCAUCACUCCUUGCACAUCAUAGGUUGUUUUGAGCUGUUUUCUUUUUUUGGUUUAUCUCUUUUUCAAAAGAAUGUUUUAUUUCUCAGCUCCACUUCCUCACUUGACUUCCGAUGAUGUUGACAAAGCCUUACAAAACUCCCCGCGGUUAAUGCAUGCUCGCAACACAGGUAAGGAGACCCCUGCCUCCCUUCUCUACCUCUGGCUUUGCUCCCGCCACCACAGUAUCCUCACACUCACACAGUGCCCACCUAUGUAUAUACAGUGCACUUUUUAUAUACUGUACAUGCACACUGCUUUUUUCUAUUCAUAUGAUUAUCAGAUUAUGCAUCAAGUAAUCUUAUCUGAUAUUUGUUGUUAUUAUUUCUAAUGUGUUUUUGUUAUGUGAUGCAGAAGUUACUGUAUGCUGGUGCAGUAAUGCAUUGUGGCUGUAGAGCGUAGAUGAAGGCAUGUGCUAAAGUCUAACGUUGAUGCAUAGUGCUGUAAUUACCCCUGUGCUGCACGAAAUCCCUCCCCACAUGGAUAUGGAACGUUCAGGCAAUGUGUCAUGAGAAGUUGUGACUUUACGGGUGCAUAAUAAUUUACAUAAUUAAUUAAUGAUCCUCUCUUUCACUCUCCACAGGAGGUGCAAGUUUUAUUUUCCCUAACACUUCCGUUUAUCCCACUGACAACUCCCCCAGAGUCUCCGCUAGGCCAGGUGGGUGAUUCAUCACUCCUACAAGUUUAUGUAGAUGAGGCAUAAGAGCUUACUGUAAGCACAUCCAAUUACACUUAGAGGAGCAAGGUACAAGGGUAAUAAUAAUAAUAAUAAUAUGCCAUUUAGCAGACGCUUUUAUCCAAAGCGACUUACAGUCAUGUGCGCAUACAUUUUUACGUAUGGGUGGUCCCGGGGAGAAACAAGGAAAAGGAGAAACAAGGAACCACACACCUUGCAGACAAAGUACUACAUUUUGAUUAUUGCCCAUGCCCAUUUACAAAAAUACUCAUAUACAAAGGUAUAUUUAGAAGAAGUUCGUCAAAAUAAUAUUUAGAGGUGCUAUAAUUUGUUUAUAUUUCAACAUAAGCAUCCCCUGCCCUUAAAAUAAUACUCCAGACUGCAGUAGUUGUGUCUAUGUGUUUGGGCCCCUUGUAUUAUGGAAAGUCUCUGGCAAUCAACCACUCUUGCCUCAGACCAAUGAAGUGACCCACAGAAAUGCUCUCACUCAUCAGCAUGUUUUUGUUUUUAGCAUAGCGCCCUCUAGGGGUAAGGUUAAUAACUGCAGGCAGCAGGUUGACUGUUGUCAUUACUGUUAUUUUACAGACCUGGCAUAUGAAGCAGCCAGAAGAUCUGGCUGGGCUACACAAGCUGUGUCUUCCACCAAAGGUAAGGAGUCGCAAUGUACUGUACAUCAGUCCUUUGUCGAAACAUGGCACUCCCUUUGCUUUUCAUCUAUUGGGAAAUGUGUCAAAGUCCAUCACAAUGAAUUUAAGAGGUUACAUCUUUACAAGCUUGUGGACUAGACAUAAACAAAAAAGUCCGGGCAGAAUCAGAGAACAGGAAAUUGUAUACCUCAAGAUAAGAAGGUAUUUCUCCACUGUAUACUCUUGGAACAUUGCCCUCAAGGAAACCAACCCUGUUAAUAUUUUGGGAACUUUAUCCCUCAAGGUUCCCAGCCCUCCCCAGCCAUUGUCACCAAAACAGAGGAGCAGAGGCCUCAGCUAGGUAAGAUAUUAGGUUGAACAGUACUCUGAAAUAGAUGUUGACUGAGCUGAAUAAAAUAUUUUCUCCUACAAAUGUGAAUGUUUUUCCCUUCUUAGAUCCUUACCAGAUCCUGGGGCCCACGAGCAGCAGGCUGGCAAACCCCGGUGAGUUUUAGGGAGGGUGUGAGUGAUUAUCACUUCAUUAGAUAGAAUUAAAGAUUUUAGAAAUUCAUAUUACAACAAAGGCACCAUUUGCAUGAGUAGCUGUUAUGGUGGUGACUGUUGCAAUGACUUGUUGUUGUGGUGUUGACUGUAACAUGUCUGUAUGUAGUUGUUAUGGGGAUGACCACCUGUCUCUCUCCAGACUGUAUUAUAAAUUAUUACGUGUUGAUUCCUUGUCUCUGUCCAGACUGUAUUAUAAUUGUUACUAUAUUGACUCCCUGACUCUGUCCCAACUGUAUAAGUAAUUGUUACGUGUUGACUUCCUGUCUCUGUCCAGACGUUGGCCGGGACUCAAACAAACCGCAAUCCGCCGACAUCGCACUACUCUUGAGCUUUAAAGGUAAUUUACGCUUGAGCUGACAUCCGCAGCGUUUACCCUGAAUGCGAUCGUGAACGUCAAGGAAAUUGCCUUUGAAAGUGAAGUGCAGUGCGAUGUCGACGUAGUGCGGUUUGAAUCCCGGCCUGUAUUAGUAAUUGUGACUGUGUUGACACCCUUUCUGCCUGCAGGCUCGGGACAGAUACAGUUGUGGCAGUUCCUGCUGGAACUCCUGUCAGACAGUACCAACUCCGGCUGCAUCACCUGGGAGGGCACCAAUGGCGAGUUCAAGAUGACUGAUCCCGACGAGGUGGCAAGACGCUGGGGCGAGAGGAAGAGCAAGCCCAACAUGAACUACGACAAGCUGAGCCGCGCCCUGCGCUACUACUACGACAAGAACAUCAUGACCAAGGUGCACGGCAAGCGCUACGCCUACAAGUUUGACUUCCACGGCAUCGCCCAGGCCCUGCAGCCCCACCCGCCAGAGUCCUCCAUGUACAAGUACCCCUCCGAUCUGUCUUACAUGAGCACCUACCAUGCACACCAGCAGAAGGUCAACUUCGUCACGCCCCACCCCCAAGCGCUACCCGUCACCUCCUCCAGCUUCUUUGCUGCCCCCAACCCCUACUGGAACUCCCCCACCGGAGGGAUCUACCCCAACACCCGGCACCCAGCCGCUCACAUGCCCUCCCACCUGGGCACGUACUAUUAG
Coregonus sp. 'balchen' is the source of this 12324-nucleotide messenger RNA. The record is from the annotation of a GenBank genome assembly. Lineage: Eukaryota; Metazoa; Chordata; Actinopteri; Salmoniformes; Salmonidae.